AUGAAAACAAAUGUUCAGCGGUCUGAUUGGUUAUAUACGGAAAGUGGCAAUAAAUUGCCAUCAUCAAACAGAGCUGCCAGUGAAUUGUUGAAACCUUGGCUGGUUGGAUUCAUUAUUGGGGUGCUCUCCGCAGGUCUUGUUCUCGCCAUUAUCACAGUAGUUUUUAUCCAAGUUAAGUAUACAUUUUCUGUGUUGAAAGUGUUAUACCCCACAAAUUUUACUGUGCUGUUUUCAGAUUCCCAAAAUCGUAUAACAACUGCAACAACGACCACUUCGACUACUAGCACAACAACCACUUCGACCACUAGCACCACAACCACUUCGACUACUAGUACAACAACUACGACGACCACAACUACUACAACAACUACAACAACGACCACCACAACGACUACGUCAACUACGACGACAUCGACGACAUCGACGACUACAACGACGACUACUACAACGACUGCCACGACUACGACUGCUACGACUACGACAACAACAACAGCUGUAGUCCUUCCAGCCCAAUGUUCCAGUUACACAACUAAUACAGAUUCGACUCGAAAUAUUGGAUAUACGUCUUCAUCGGUGUGUGACUCGAGUACAUUUAGUUCGUUAGGUGUCUGGGUUCGUUUCUUGAGCCCAGCCGGUACCUCCAUACCAACUGUGACUCCAGGUAUAUCUCAUUGUGGUACUGAUGCAUCUGGCUGUUAUAAUGGUGCCUACCCAUCUACGGCUGGCAGUACAACUACUGGUACAGUCUGCUAUCACUGGUCCAUCAGUACAUGCGAUUGGUCGAAUUCGAUUCAAAUUACCAAUUGCGGUGCUUUCUACGUCUUUUUAUUGAUCAAUCCACCCGUGUGCAAUCUUCGAUACUGUACAACUUGA
Rotaria socialis is the source of this 873-nucleotide messenger RNA. The record is from the annotation of a GenBank genome assembly. Lineage: Eukaryota; Metazoa; Rotifera; Eurotatoria; Philodinida; Philodinidae.